Messenger RNA from Macrosteles quadrilineatus (aster leafhopper), 3731 nucleotides. RefSeq lists its product as uncharacterized. Bases 150 to 1967 code for a protein of 605 amino acids. Gene Ontology annotation, biological process: protein dephosphorylation. Gene Ontology annotation, molecular function: protein serine/threonine phosphatase activity; cation binding. The record is from RefSeq and is a predicted model, not a curated record. NCBI's taxonomy places the organism in Eukaryota, Metazoa, Arthropoda, Insecta, Hemiptera, Cicadellidae. The transcript has 8 exons.
UGUCGUUUUCUGUUACUGCAACAAAUCAGCGAGGGCAAAGUGGCAUGGCGACAUUGUGAAUUAGUUAUUUAUGUGAAUAGCUAUUUGGAAAUUUAGUGUCAUACUCGCAUUACCAGCUAUCCAACAAGAGUUUAGAGUACUUAACCAUCAUGGGAGCUUAUCUAUCUGAGCCGAAAACCACAAAAGACAGUAGUGAUCACGAAGGAGAGGGAGUUAGAUGCGGCGCCAGUUCAAUGCAGGGAUGGCGAAUAUCACAAGAAGAUGCCCACAACUGCAUUCUGGAUUUUGACAAAGAUUCUUCUUUGUUCGCCGUUUAUGAUGGACACGGAGGCCAUGAAGUGGCUGAAUAUUGUUCUAAAUUUUUACCAGAUUUUAUAAAGAAAACGGAAGCUUAUACAAAGGGAGAAUAUGAGCAAGCUCUUAAAGACGCUUUUCUGGGAUUUGAUGCCACUCUUGCCACUCAAGAAGUAAUAGAAGUUUUAAAAAAGAUUGCAAGUGGAAAAGAUGGAGACAAAUCUGGUGUUGAUGAAGAGGACGGCUCAGAGUCUGAGGAGGAAGAGGCGAUUGACAAUUUGGUGCAAGAGGCCUCGAUGCCAUUAGACGAAGUCAUGGCCAAGUACCGCAAUCUUGGACCCCUUGGGCGACUGAAGGGAGAGGGUAAACCUCCUGUAUCUCCCAUGCUCAGGGCUCGUCGAGCUGGUCCUUCCUCUAGCGGAGCCGGCUCUUCUAAAGGUGAUGGUGAGGUAAGCAGCUCGUCUAGCGGCAGCCAGGCAACAUCAGGUCUGUGCAACGGAGAUGCUCAUGUCAACGGAGAAGUAGCAGAGGCCGGAGAAGUGGCAGAAGCAGGAGAAGAAGAGUUAAAGUCUGAAGCAGAGGUGAAGGUGGAUAGUAGCGAUAAGUCUGACACAAAGGCUGUCAAAAAGGUUAGUGCGGAAGUGACUGAAAGUGAGAAGGUGUCUCGGACAGAGCCAGAUAGUUCAGGAAUUAGCAACGGUGAAACUCACAAUGUGUCUAGUUCCUCAGAGAAAGGCGCUGGCACGACGAACGAAGCUAUCAGUAGCACAAGCCCGCCAAAAAAGAAAGUGUCUUCUGCUGAUAUCUAUAAAUCUCUGCUCCAAGAAGAUUCCGAUUCAGAAGAGGAAGACGAGACAUUUACAGCUGAUGCCGUGAGUGAGGAUGACUCUGAUGAUGAAGUUGCCAAUGAAGCUGAAGAUGACGAUGAAGAAGAUUCGUCUAUUGAUGACGAAGAGGAUGAAGACGAUGAUGAGGAAAUGGAAUGUCAUGGUUUGGAUGACGUCAAAGAAGAGCCUGGCUUGGACAGCGGAUGCACUGCAGUAGUUGCACUACUGGUGGGCUCACAGCUGUAUGUUGCCAACGCUGGAGACUCAAGGUGUGUGGUCAGCCGCGAAGGCAAAGCUUUCGAGAUGAGCAGCGAUCACAAGCCUGAGGAUGAGCCAGAGAGAGAGAGGAUAGAGAAUGCAGGAGGCAAAGUCACCAACGACGGUAGAGUCAACGGUGGACUCAAUUUGUCAAGGGCAAUAGGUGACCACUCGUAUAAGCAAGUAGCGCUGCUGCCUCCUCAGAAGCAGAUGAUCACAGCUCUGCCAGACGUGAGGACGCUCUCCGUGGACCCUACGAAGGAUGAUUUCAUGGUGUUGGCCUGCGACGGCAUCUGGAACUCCAUGACCAGUCAGGAGGUAGUGGACUUUGUUAAGGACAAAUUAGAGCAAGGCACCAAGCGGCUCAGUCAGAUCUGUGAAGAGCUGUUUGACAAAUGCCUGGCUCACAAUACAGCCGGAGACGGGACAGGCUGUGAUAACAUGACUUGUGUCAUUGUAAAGUUCAACUCUGCACAAAAAACAGAAGCCUCCGCCGGGAAAAGAACUGCCGAGGACCACGAGGAAGAACCUACCUCCAAGAAGAGCAAGGUGGAAGAGCAAGUAUCACAAACGGAAACCUCCUCCUAAACUGGGAAUUUCAUUUUUUAAGUCUGAUGGUGGCAAAUUUCAAUUAAUUGUUAAAGGUAGGUCUGAAAGAGAUGUCAUUUUGCCAAUUCAAAAAUGCGUAGCAUAAUAUAUUGUUAAGUGGUGUGUAAGUGAAAUGUCCACAAAAGAAACAUAAUUCCAAUAUAUACUAGUCAGAUUUCCAUUGCUUAAGAGUUCUUGGAGCCUAGACAUUCUAACUCUAAAAAAAAUAAAAAAAAACCACAAAGAAAAUUUAUAAUCUCACAGUGCACUAGGUAUUCAAAUUACAAUCACUUUGGUAUUUGAAAAAAAUAUUUUUAGAUGGUAAGUAACUCUUCAACAGCUCUUUGAAAAAAAAAAAAAAAUAACAUUGCUCUUAUAAAUAAAUCCAAGAUGGCUGGAGGCUUCUAUGGACUCCAUUGGCAAACAAUUAAAAACUACAAAGAAAAUUUCUAAUCUGACAGUGUUCUAGAUAUUUAGAUUAUAAUCACUUUGGUGUUUGAAAACAUAUUUUUUAUGAUAAUUUACUCUUCAGCAGUUUGAUGAAAUUUUCCAAGAUGGUCGCUAGCCUCCAAGGACUCUUAAACUACAAACAAUUCUAAACAAGCUUUAAGUUGUAGGUGUGUAAUUUCUUGUAUCCUAUGUAGUAUUGUGUUUUGAAAAUAGUGCUAAGUGAAAAAAAAACUUUAUAUUGUAAUGUUGAUUCUUAGUCUCAAUUUUGUUGAUACCACUAAAUUUCUAACAAUGGGUUGUUUUGUAUUUUCCUUGUGUCAGUGUGUCUGAAUGGUUCAGCUAAGUGUAAAAUGUUGUUACUUUAUUGUUGCUGGAACAGUAGGCCUAUUAAAAAAAUUAGUUAGUUUGGGACUUCUUGUUUCUUCAAACUUUUAAGAUUUAGUCUUCAUUGUCAAGAAUUUAUUUAUUUGGUUCUACGUUUAGAUCUUACUUGUAUGGAUGAGCUGGUAUAAGCAUAAUUCUGUCUCGUAUGUAUUAUCACCUAUAGUCAGAUGAUUGCAUAAACUGAUUAAACUACUGAAUACAGUAAGACGGUUCUUAUGGAUAUAUUUCAAUUAAUUGUGCUAAGUAUUAGUGAUGUUGAUGUAUUAAGGACUUAUUCUAUAUUUAUUUAUUCAUUUGUUUAGUCGUUAAAACAUCAAUAGUUGUAGUAAUAGAAUAAGUUAGGAUCAUUAAAAUGAUUUCGUUUCGAUUGUGCUCCGUUAAAAAAAAUCAAAGCAGGUGAUGUAUUGUCGCUUUUGUGGACAUUUUCCCGUGGCCUUACGGUUUGAUGCUUACAGACUUUCUGUUCCGAAACAUAACCACGUCUACUGUGAUAUGUGUGGAACCUAAUCUCACUUGUAAAUAUGACUGUGUUAGGUGAACCUGUACACUUAAAUGUAAUGUAUAAGUGAAUUUUAUAAAUAUAUUUUGUGUAAUAAAUCGUAAGCUGUCAUUUAGCUAAAGACGUACAAAUUAAUUACUAGAAAUUUUUAGAGGUAACCUCACUUAUUGCUUCUGUAACUAGGUAUCCUAGAUUUUUGUACAUUUUGCGUUGGGUAAUAGUUAGUUACAGUCUGCAAUGUUUAGUGGUUAUUUUUGCUGUUCAUUUAGCGUUAAAAGUUUUCUCACUUUUUUCUAAGAGCACUGAACUCUGUUAUUGUUCCUCAUGUAUUGAUUCCUGAUACGCAGAUAAAAAGUGUUUUAAAUCACUGACUGCCCAAAUUGUCAUAUUGAAUAUUGCGUUCGAAUUACAAAAUUAUCACAUAUUUUUAA